Messenger RNA from Exophiala spinifera, 1503 nucleotides. Its product is annotated as homocitrate synthase, mitochondrial. Gene Ontology annotation, cellular component: mitochondrion. The record is from RefSeq and is a predicted model, not a curated record. The transcript is spliced from 4 exons. The coding region runs from base 1 to 1503 and encodes 500 amino acids. Gene Ontology annotation, molecular function: homocitrate synthase activity. Lineage: Eukaryota; Fungi; Ascomycota; Eurotiomycetes; Chaetothyriales; Herpotrichiellaceae.
AUGUGCCCCUCGGCAGACGACACGCCCACCAACGGUGUCAACGGACACUCCAACGGUGUGAAUGGCCAUGCGAACGUCAACGGUAACCGCGAUGGCUACACCGGAAUCCAGACGAGAGCAAAUCCCGUUCCUGCGAAUUCCCGAAAUCCAUACCUUCCCGUUGGCGAUUUCCUCAGCAACGUCAGCAAGUUCCAGAUCAUCGAAAGCACGCUAAGAGAAGGAGAACAAUUUGCCAAUGCUUAUUUCGACACGGCCAAGAAGAUCGAGAUUGCAAAGGCACUGGAUGAGUUCGGCGCCGACUACAUCGAACUCACCUCCCCAGCCGCGUCGGAGCAGUCUCGCAAGGAUUGCGAGGCCAUCUGCAAGCUCGGCUUGAAGAGAUCCAAGAUCUUGACACACAUCCGAUGCCACAUGGAUGACGCUAGAAUAGCGGUGGAAACUGGUGUGGACGGCGUGGAUGUGGUCAUCGGCACAUCCUCAUUCUUGAGAGAACAUUCCCACGGAAAGGACAUGACUUAUAUCAAGAACACAGCGAUUGAGGUCAUCGAAUUCGUCAAGAGCAAGGGUAUCGAAAUCCGAUUCUCCAGUGAAGAUUCUUUCCGAUCUGAUCUGGUUGACCUUCUUUCGCUCUACCAGGCUGUUGAUAAGGUCGGAGUAAACAGAGUUGGUAUCGCCGACACUGUUGGAUGCGCUUCACCACGUCAAGUUUACGAUCUUGUUCGUACUCUCCGGGGUGUUGUCAGCUGUGACAUCGAAUGCCAUUUCCACAACGACACCGGAUGUGCCAUCGCAAACGCGUACUGCGCUUUGGAGGCGGGUGCUACUCAUAUCGAUACCUCAGUGCUCGGUAUUGGUGAGCGAAAUGGUAUCACCACUCUUGGUGGUCUGAUGGCUCGAAUGAUCACGGCCGACCGUGACUAUGUCAAGGGCAAGUACAACUUGGAGAAGAUCAAGGAUAUCGAGGAACUGGUUGCGGAAGCCGUUGCGGUCAACAUUCCUUUCAACAACCCCAUCACGGGAUUCUGUGCUUUCACCCACAAGGCCGGCAUUCACGCCAAGGCUAUCCUGGCCAACCCAAGCACUUACGAGAUCAUUGAUCCCUCCGACUUUGGUAUUGGAAGAUACAUCCACUUUGCCUCCCGAUUGACUGGUUGGAAUGCCAUCAAGUCUCGAGCACAGCAACUCAACAUCGAAAUGACCGAUGCGCAAUACAAGGAAGUCACGGCUGCCAUCAAGAGACUGGCCGACAUUCGACCGAUUGCGAUUGAUGAUGCUGACUCUAUCAUCCACGCCUACCAUCGCGCCCUGAUGCAAGGAAAGAAGAAUCCCGGAAAUGAGGUCGAGCUACCUAACAUGACCGAAAAGGAGAAGAAGCUUUUGGCGGAGAAGCAACAACAAGAGGAAUCGAUACCCGAGAAGAGACAGCUAGAUGAGACUGUCGCAGAGGAGGUCUCCAAUGGCCAUGCUACCAAGAAGGCCAGAACGAACGGUGUCACUGCAUAG